AUGCAAGGCACCUCAGCAGCCACAGCAGUCUAUGACACCACCGAACUGCUGGAGAUGAUCCUGCUGCACCUGCCAGCACGGCACCUCCUACUCAGCCAGAGUCUCUCCCGCAAGUGUCGCGACCUGGUUCAAGCCUCGCCGAAGAUUCAGCGCAGGCUAUUCUACAAACCCGCAGAUAAUGUCUCGCUCCAUCUCAUCGAAGGAUGGUACGACAUUGCAACACGGAUAAGCAAUAACGAACGCUGCAGCUGGACCCGAGCCGUCAAUCUCGCGAAAAUGUUCCGCAUGAACAAACGAAGCUAUUUCGCAAGACACCCCACCUCCUCCACCGCACGCCUGCACGGGUUCAUGACAGCCGUCAAACUCGACGAGCUGGCUUCUGAUAUCGAGGGUUCGUGGAGAAGAAUGUACAUCACCUCCCCACUCGUUCGUGAGGUCAAGGUCGAGUGCGAGACUAGAGAGUGGUUCAGCUGGACCAGGGUCCUGGGUGUGAAGGCGGGGGAUGGUGUUGGAGUCACGAUGGGGGAUGUCAUCGACGUGCUGGUUUCUCAAGCGGAGGUGUCGGAUAGGAGGGUUGUUGGGUUGAGGAUUAUGGGUCUAAGUCAGGCGCGGAAGUGGGAUGGGAGGUUUCUCGGUGAGGUCUAA
Messenger RNA from Recurvomyces mirabilis, 645 nucleotides. RefSeq lists its product as uncharacterized. Gene Ontology annotation, molecular function: protein binding. The record is from RefSeq and is a predicted model, not a curated record. NCBI's taxonomy places the organism in Eukaryota, Fungi, Ascomycota, Dothideomycetes, Mycosphaerellales, Teratosphaeriaceae. The coding region runs from base 1 to 645 and encodes 214 amino acids. The transcript is spliced from 3 exons.